AUGGCGUCCAAGCUGGCUGAGCUGCGGGAAUCCGCGGGCAACCGCCUCUACGAGGAGGUCAUCGAGGAUGGCACCGAGCAGCACAAGACGGUCCACCGCAUCCGCGCCAACUCGACCAUCAUGCAGCACAAGAAGCUUCUCGUUGCCAACCGUGGUGAAAUCCCCAUCCGUGUAUGUCCACCCCACCGAAUGACCAAGACGAUGAUCUUCCGAACUGCCCACGAGCUGUCGCUCCACACCAUCGCAGUCUUCAGUCAUGAGGACCGCCUCUCUAUGCACAGGCAGAAGGCCGACGAGGCAUACGUCAUUGGCAAGCGCGGCCAGUACACCCCGGUCGGCGCCUAUCUGGCUGGAGACGAGAUCAUCAAGAUUGCCCUCGAGCACGGCGCCCAGAUGAUCCACCCUGGCUACGGUUUCUUGUCCGAGAAUGCCGAGUUUGCGCGCAACGUUGAGAAGGCCGGCCUGGUUUUCGUUGGUCCCUCUCCCGAUGUCAUCGACGCUCUUGGCGACAAGGUUUCCGCCCGAAAGCUGGCCAUCGCAGCCAAGGUCCCCGUCGUUCCCGGUACCGAGGGUGCGGUCGAGACCUUCGAGGAGGUCAAGGCCUUCACCGACGAGUAUGGCUUCCCCAUCAUCAUCAAAGCCGCCUACGGUGGUGGUGGCCGCGGUAUGCGAGUCGUCCGCGAACAAGCUUCCCUGAAGGAGUCCUUUGAGCGAGCUACCUCCGAGGCCAAGUCUGCCUUUGGCAACGGCACCGUCUUUGUCGAGCGCUUCCUCGACAAGCCCAAGCACAUCGAGGUCCAGCUGCUCGGCGAUAACCACGGCAACAUUGUCCACCUGUACGAGCGUGACUGCUCAGUCCAGCGGCGACACCAAAAGGUCGUCGAGAUUGCCCCAGCCAAGGAUCUGCCUGCCGAGACCCGCGACGCCAUUCUCAAUGACGCUGUCAGGCUCGCCAAGUCCGUCAACUACCGCAACGCCGGUACCGCCGAGUUCCUCGUCGACCAGCAGAACCGCUACUACUUCAUCGAGAUCAACCCGCGUAUCCAGGUCGAGCACACCAUCACCGAGGAGAUCACCGGCAUCGACAUUGUCGCCGCCCAGUUGCAGAUUGCUGCUGGCGCCAGCCUUCAACAGCUCGGUCUCACUCAGGACAGAAUCAGCACUCGUGGAUUCGCCAUCCAGUGCAGAAUCACCACCGAGGACCCUGCCAAGGGUUUCCAGCCUGACACCGGCAGAAUCGAGGUCUACCGGUCUGCCGGUGGCAACGGUGUCCGUCUCGACGGUGGUAACGGCUUUGCCGGCGCUGUUAUCACACCUUAUUACGAUAGCAUGCUGGUCAAGUGUACGUGCCAUGGAAGCACAUACGAGAUCGCCCGCCGCAAGGUUCUCCGCGCCCUCGUCGAGUUCCGUGUCCGUGGUGUCAAGACCAACAUUCCUUUCCUGGCGUCUCUCCUUACCAACGAUGUGUUCAUUUCUGGUUCUUGCUGGACCACGUUCAUUGAUGAUACCCCCGAGCUGUUCAACCUGAUUGGCAGCCAGAACCGCGCGCAGAAGCUCCUGGCCUACCUCGGCGACCUCGCCGUCAACGGCAGCAGCAUCAAGGGCCAAGUCGGAGAGCCCAAGUUCAAGGGAGACAUCAUUCUUCCCGAGCUCCUGGACCAAUCUGGCAACAAGCUCGACGUCACCCAGCCUUGUACCAAGGGAUGGAGGCAAAUUAUCGUCGAGCAAGGUCCCGCUGCCUUCGCCAAGGCUGUCAGGAACUACAAGGGCUGUCUGUUGAUGGACACGACUUGGAGAGAUGCUCACCAGUCUCUGCUGGCUACCAGAGUCAGGACUGUUGACUUCCUCAACAUUGCCAAGGAGACCAGCCACGCCCUCUCCAACCUGUACAGUUUGGAGUGCUGGGGAGGUGCCACUUUCGAUGUCGCCUAUCGGUUCCUCUACGAGGACCCCUGGGACCGCCUCCGUAAGAUGCGCAAGGCUAUCCCCAACAUCCCCUUCCAGAUGCUGCUGCGUGGUGCCAACGGUGUUGCUUACGCCUCGCUCCCCGACAAUGCCAUUGACCACUUUGUCAAGCAGGCCAAGGACAACGGUGUUGAUAUCUUCCGUGUCUUUGACGCUCUGAAUGACAUCAACCAGCUCGAGGUUGGUAUCAACGCCGUCCACAAGGCCGGUGGUGUCGCCGAGGGUACCGUGUGCUACUCCGGUGACAUGCUGAACCCUACCAAGAAGUACAACCUCAAGUACUACCUUGGUCUUGUCGACAAGCUCGUGGCUCUCAAGAUUCACGUCCUGGGCAUCAAGGACAUGGCUGGUGUCCUCAAGCCCCACGCCGCUAAGCUGCUCAUCGGCUCCAUCCGUGAGAAGUACCCUGACCUCCCCAUCCACGUCCACACCCACGACUCGGCUGGUACCGGUGUCGCCUCUAUGGUUGCUUGUGCCCAGGCCGGAGCUGACGCCGUUGAUGCUGCCACCGACAGCAUGUCUGGUAUGACCUCGCAGCCCAGCAUCAACGCCAUCAUGGCUUCUCUGGAGGGCUCCGACCUGGACCCUGGUCUGAACGUCCAUCACGUCCGUGCCCUUGACACCUACUGGGCUCAGCUGCGCCUGAUGUACUCGCCCUUCGAGGCUCACCUCACUGGACCGGAUCCUGAGGUGUACGAGCACGAGAUUCCUGGUGGUCAGCUCACCAACAUGAUGUUCCAGGCUUCUCAGCUCGGCCUCGGCUCCCAGUGGGCCGACACCAAGAAGGCUUACGAGCACGCCAACGACCUGCUUGGUGACAUCGUCAAGGUCACUCCCACAUCCAAGGUCGUCGGUGACCUGGCUCAGUUCAUGGUCUCCAACAAGCUGUCUGCCGAGGACGUCAAGGCCCGCGCUGGCGAGCUUGACUUCCCUGGCUCCGUCCUCGAGUUCUUCGAGGGCAUGAUGGGCCAGCCGUACGGUGGUUUCCCCGAGCCGCUGCGCACCAAUGCUCUCCGUGGCCGCAGGAAGCUGAAUGAGCGCCCGGGUCUGUCUCUCGAGCCUGUUGACUUUGCUGCUGCCCGCAAGGAGUUGAUCCAGAAGUUCGGCGGCCCUAUCACUGAGUGCGAUGUUGCCUCGUACAUCAUGUACCCCAAGGUCUUCGAGGACUACAAAAAGUUCAUCCAGAAGUACGGUGAUCUUUCCGUCCUUCCCACUCGCUACUUCCUGUCCAAGCCGGAGAUUGGUGAGGAGUUCCAUGUCGAGCUCGAGAGGGGCAAGGUCCUCAUCCUCAAGAUGCUUGCCAUCGGCCCUCUGUCGGAGAACACUGGUCAGCGCGAGGUGUUCUACGAGAUGAACGGCGAGGUCCGGCAGGUCGCCGUCGACGAUAAGCACGCCGCCGUCGAGAGCGUCAGCCGGCCCAAGGCCGACCCGCUCGACUCCAGCCAGGUCGGUGCUCCCAUGGCCGGUGUCCUGGUUGAGCUCCGUGUCCAUGACGGCACCGAGGUCAAGAAGGGUGACCCUCUUGCUGUUCUCAGCGCCAUGAAGAUGGAAAUGGUCAUCUCGGCCCCGCACAACGGUCUGGUCUCACAGCUGGCGGUCAAGGAGGGAGACUCUGUUGAUGGCUCGGAUCUCGUCUGCCGCAUUACCAAGAAGUCUUGA
Messenger RNA from Thyridium curvatum, 3624 nucleotides. RefSeq lists its product as uncharacterized. Gene Ontology annotation, biological process: gluconeogenesis; pyruvate metabolic process. Lineage: Eukaryota; Fungi; Ascomycota; Sordariomycetes; Thyridiales; Thyridiaceae. The transcript is spliced from 10 exons. The coding region runs from base 1 to 3624 and encodes 1207 amino acids. Gene Ontology annotation, molecular function: pyruvate carboxylase activity; ATP binding; metal ion binding. Gene Ontology annotation, cellular component: cytoplasm. The record is from RefSeq and is a predicted model, not a curated record.